Messenger RNA from Drosophila santomea, 888 nucleotides. Its product is annotated as serine protease grass. Gene Ontology annotation, molecular function: serine-type endopeptidase activity. Lineage: Eukaryota; Metazoa; Arthropoda; Insecta; Diptera; Drosophilidae. Gene Ontology annotation, biological process: proteolysis. The coding region runs from base 1 to 888 and encodes 295 amino acids. The record is from RefSeq and is a predicted model, not a curated record. The transcript has 4 exons.
AUGCCUUGUCGCGAAAUGAUGAGUUGCAAAUUGAGGAGUGCUAUUGCUGGUUUGGCUGUAUUCGCGUGUUUGUUCCUUCGAGUCCAAGGAUCUUCGCCACUACUCUUGGAGGAGUGGUGCGGAGUGGUGCCUCAAAUAAACCUGAAAAUCGCAAAUGGCAAACCCGCGGAAUUUGGAGGAUAUCCGUGGAUAGCCCUCUUGCACCAACGCAAAAUUUUUUUUUGCGCCGGAUCGCUUCUUAAUCACUGGUUUGUCUUGACGGCGGGUCAUUGCAUUUCCGACGGAGCUCCAGUAAUUGCUCGCUUGGGCGAAUACAACAGAGACACCGAUAUAGACUGCGACAACAACAACAGGUGCUUGGAUCCCGUGCAGGAUUACAAGGUGGACAUGCUCUUCAGGCACCGGUUAUACAAUGACAAGGACUACACCAAUGACAUCGGAAUGCUGCGGCUCGAGAGGAAGGUUGAGUACACGCUUCACAUCCAACCCAUCUGCAUUAUCGUCAAUAGUGAUAUACAGCCGUACGUGGAUGAAAUAACCUGGUUUAAGGCCACCGGCUGGGGACGCACAUCUGGGGAUGCGAAAUUCGCGUCCCGCGUUCUCCUCGAACUGGACAUCAACCGCCGACCAAAGGCUGAUUGUGUCAAAGCCUUUCGACAGCACUUGACUCCCAAACAGAUCUGUGUGGGGAACGAUGACGGCAACCUGUGUAAUGGAGACUCUGGUGGGCCCCAAGGUCGGAACGCCACGGUGUACGGCAUCGAGCGGUUCGUCCAGCUCGGCAUCGCCAGCUACACGAAUAAGAAUUGCAGCAAAGUCAGCAUUCUCACGGACGUAACUCGUUAUGGCAAAUGGAUCAGGAAAGUAGUGGAGUGGUAUGGUCGGUGA